AUAGUUUGGGAAUGGAACUUGACCCGACUCGAUUUUCAUCACAUCGGUCACCAGCAGCUCAUAGUGCUUCUUCACUUCCUCCACAGUUUUCCCUCCGACAGCCUUGGCAACAUUGUACCAACGGUCGGGUGUGUCCUUGUCGUAAACGGCCAAAGCCCUCUCGAAAUCUUUGUUCUGCUUCGCCGUCCACGAACCGGAACCAGAAAACGAAGCUAGAAAUGGCGUCGUUUUGCAGGUCAGUGAUAAUGGCGGGUUCUAGAUCCCUCUCUGUUCGAUCCAAAGCCCUUAGUUUAAAGAACCUAACCCCAAAGUCAAUCUCUAUUCCUUUCUCUUCUCCAUCAACAAGAGCCCUCCCUUGUGCUUCAAGGAUCCUAUCGGUGCUGGGAGGAGUAGAGUCGAUGAUACCACUUCACAGUGCCAUUGCUUCUGCUCGGUUACAAUCAAGCAUCGCUGUUGAUUCCUCCUGCUGGAGCUGGCUCUCUCAAGGAUUUGCAGCACCACUGUGACAAAGCUGGAUCCUUUGUUGGACAAAUAAAAGCAGGGAUCCUUUUAGGAACCUAUGUAAUUGAAAACAAUCUGUUCAAGAUUUUGUCUUUGUAUUCUGAAUUCAUGCAUUGUUCCAAGAUUUUAACUUAGCCGUGUAUGUUUUGUUUUCUGCACAAGUGAAUCUUUUUUGGCUCCAAAAUCAUAAUCUCCUAGAGAUUGAUUAGUUUCAUUCCUUUGUUUUUGCUGGCUCUGCUGUGUUUUUAGAUUUGUUUCGACUUUCGAGCUUCUUUAUGGCGUGUUGAAUGAUAGAAUGACAUGCUGUUCUUGCUAGGGUACUCGAACGUUUUCGACA
Hibiscus syriacus is the source of this 838-nucleotide messenger RNA. RefSeq names its product protein NONRESPONDING TO OXYLIPINS 2, mitochondrial-like. Bases 12 to 506 code for a protein of 164 amino acids. NCBI's taxonomy places the organism in Eukaryota, Viridiplantae, Streptophyta, Magnoliopsida, Malvales, Malvaceae. The transcript is spliced from 5 exons. The record is from RefSeq and is a predicted model, not a curated record.